Messenger RNA from Medioppia subpectinata, 1599 nucleotides. Lineage: Eukaryota; Metazoa; Arthropoda; Arachnida; Sarcoptiformes; Oppiidae. The record is from the annotation of a GenBank genome assembly.
AUGUUUAUUAAUAAAUGCCUGGAUAUGCUUGCAAUCGGUUCCCCGACCUGUCGGCCGAAGAUCGGGACGAAUACACGUGUAAUAUUUGACUGUCCGGUGACCACAACCUGUUGUCUACAGACCUUUUGCGAGGAUUGUAUUAAUGAUUGGCUUCAAAAGAACACUACCUGUCCAUAUGAUAGGAAAUCUUUGACCAAGGCUGAUUUGACACGGGCAUCAAGGAUAAUUGUCAACACCUUGGGGCGAUUUAAGAUACGGUGCGACUAUUGGGACUUAGGGUGCCGUGAAGUGAUUAAAUUGGAAGCACUACCACAUCAUACACUCAACUGUCGCUAUAAAGACACAAAAUGUCUUAAAUGUCAAUGCGUUCAACAAUCGGGACACGACUGUAUCGAUACGUUGCGGGCAGAGAUCGAGGCAUUAAAAAUAACUAAAAAUGACAAAGCUGAUAAUAGUUGUAGUACUAGUGGUUGCAGUAGUAAUGAUCAAUCACUGGAUUGGACAGUAUAUAAGGCCCGAUUCAAGCAUAACAAAAUUUGCCGCAUAUUAAACAGACGUAGAUAUUGUGAAAGAGAUAUGAAUGAACCGAUGGUAUCAGUCUUGACGGACAUUGUGUUUGAGGUGAUGGGCCGGUACGACAGUAUGAGAGACACGGCCGCCGCCAUUGAGAUCCGCAUGUCGACUAAAUACCCGGGUAGAAAGUGGCAGUGCUCUCUUGAUGACAAAUCAGUGACUAUUUUCGACUAUUCUGGGUAUAGUAAGCGUGGCACUUAUUUCGAUGGUUACGUGGAUCAGCUAGGAAAUGUAUUACCGUUAAUCAGUCGUUAUGUAUGCAGUGUCCCGUCGCUAUGUAUGCGGUGUCCCGUCGACCCAAAUGCCGAUCAGAACUGUCCCGUCGAUGCGAAUCUAACGCUGAAUUCGAAUAUGAAAUUAAAAAUAUUCUAUCUCGAAUAUUUUUCGACAAUCAUCACAACACACAAACUACAGAUCAGAUCCAAUUACCUGAUCCUAUCGCUCAGCAUCACUGACCUAAUGGUAGGCGCGCUGUCAAUGCCGGUGUUCGCCUAUCACGAAGUGGUACACCUGAACGACUGGCUUAUGGGGUACGCCAUGUGUCACAUCCAUAACUUUGUUACAUACGUCCUGUCCAUCGCCUCAUUCCUCCACAUCUUCUUCAUAGCCAUCGAUAGGUAUCUCUCGGUCUCGAGGGUUGACUACUCGCGGAACCGGAGCCUAAGGCCGGUGUGGGUUAUGAUUGCCAUUUCGUGGACAUUAGCGGUGGCCAAAGGGAUGGGCCGAUCGAUCGGUCAUAUGGGAAGCGAUAUGAUAUAUGUGGAGAGUAUGGACGCACAUCUAUGUCUGUGGUCAGACGACCCGGAUCAUUGGGCCAUUGGCACAGUCAUCAUAGCCAUGAUACUGUUCGUGAUCAUUUAUUCGUUAUAUUAUAAAAUUUAUCAGAAAUCACGGGAAUUUCGCUACAAAACCGAAACUAAUGUCAAUCGCAGUACAGCUGGGAUUCAACAGCAAAAGUCAACCGAUCGGGCGCUAAGUCGAGAGUUUCAAGUGGCCAUCCGAUCGAUUAUAAUAACCUUGAAUUAA